Penicillium samsonianum is the source of this 1101-nucleotide messenger RNA. Its product is annotated as nitronate monooxygenase. Lineage: Eukaryota; Fungi; Ascomycota; Eurotiomycetes; Eurotiales; Aspergillaceae. The record is from RefSeq and is a predicted model, not a curated record. The transcript has a single exon. Gene Ontology annotation, molecular function: nitronate monooxygenase activity. Bases 1 to 1101 code for a protein of 366 amino acids.
AUGCAUCUCCUUGACAGCUUGCCGAAUAACAUGCGUGCUGACUAUCCUUGGACAGCGACCCCGCUCAUCGUAUCGGCACCCAUGGCCAAAGUCGCCAUGCCCAAACUUGCCGUGACUGUCUCCAAGGUCGGGGGUUUAGGGUUUAUUGCAGCAGGAUAUCACAGCGACCAUCUUGAGGACCUGCUGGAGGAAGCCGAAGAUCUGCUCGAGGAAGAAGCCGCAGAUGCUCGAGUGGAGAGUGAGAGAGCCAUUCCGAAGUUCCUACCUAUCGGAGUGGGUUUCAUAACUUGGAGUGCCUCCUUAGACAAGGCACUCCCCUGUUUUUCCAGAUACUGCCCUGCUGCUGUUUGGCUAUUUGCUCCACCAAACGGCUUUCAGGACCUUAUUCCCUGGGCCACCAAAAUCAGAGGGGCCACCUCGUCGAGGACCAAGAUCUGGGUGCAAGUCGGCUCUGUGUCCGAUGCCGUUGAGGUAGUCGAGGCAGUCGAUCCGGAUGUCAUCGUGGUCCAGGGACUUGACGCUGGCGGGCAUUCACUAGCCCGAGGAGCCAGCAUUAUUUCUCUAUUGCCAGAAAUCAACGACAAACUUCGGGAGCUUCGCCCUUACCCUCAGAAGCGAGCUGAUGUUCUAGCUGCCGGUGGAAUCAGUGACAGUCGAGGUGUCGUCGCGGCUAUGGCUCUUGGUGCCCAGGGUUGUGUUCUCGGAACUCGUUUUCUCGCGAGUCCCGAAUCCAUGAUCGCUCGUGGCUAUCAAAAGGCAAUUAUAGAUGCCGCGGAUGGAGGCAUUAGUACCGUUCGGACAACUAUUUAUGACAAAGUUCGCGACAUUCAUGGCUGGCCAGAGGGCUACGAUGGCCGUGGUCUGAUAAACAAGACCUUCCUUGAUCAUCUUGGUGGUAUGUGUGAAGUCAAAAAUCGCGAACUCUACCGUGAAGAGUUGAAUCGAGGAGACGAGGGAUACAGACCAAAUGGGAGACUUACCACAUAUGCCGGGACCGGGGUUGGGCUCAUCAGGGAACUAAUCCCCGCCGGGGACAUCGUCAAGUCUUUGCGUGAAGGUGCUCGCAACAUUCUGUCUGGGCAGCAUCAAUCCAAACUUUAG